CCAAUCAGAGAGUCACCUGACGAGGCCGUCUCAAACCCCCCUGGCAGCAGGCCCACGUUUGCAAGGCUCGCUCAUAAACAGCCGAUAUCCGACGAAGAUCAAACCCUUGACAACAGCUAAUGAAGCGAACUCGUUCUCAAGUCUCGCCGACAAUGUCUCCCGGCGCAAACAAUGAAGGCUUUGACGCCCACGUCAACGGUCACACCAAUGGGAUUGAUGGCAAUGUGGAAAACGCCGUCAUUGUUGGUGCUGGUCCUGCCGGGUUGAUGCUGGGGGCAAAUUUGGCACGAUAUGGUAUCAAGUCCAGGAUCGUGGACGACAGGGACGAUAAGACGUCGACUGGAAGAGCAGAUGGGUUGCAGCCAAAGACCAUCGAGACAUUCAAGCAAUUACGCUUAGCAGAUCCCUUGUUGCAGAAGGGUGUCAAGAUUUACGAUAUAUGUUUCUGGAGUUCAUCAACUACAAAACCUCUCCACCGAACCAGAAGAGAAGUCCACUAUCCUUCUGACCUUGAUGUGAAAGAUCCAUUCAUCCUCCUUGUGCAUCAAGGAAUGGUCGAGGAUAUUUUCAUCGAGGACAUGAAGGAAAGGGGCAUCGAAGUUACCCGAAGCUCACCUUUCCAACGUUACGUGGCAACUCAAGAUCCUCAAGCGCCCAUUGAAGCCAUCUGCCAGGACAACAAGACUGGGUCGAGUCGAUCAUUCAAGACCAAGUACCUUGUUGGUUGUGACGGCGCCCACUCCAAUGUUCGGAGAAGCAUUGCAGGUGCACAAAUGAUUGGCGAGAGCAGCAACUCGAAAUGGGGUGUGCUUGAUGGUGUCAUCGAGACCGACUUCCCAGACUUGUGGAGCAAGGUCGUAAUCCACUCAGAAACUGAAGGGACCGUUCUUUGCAUUCCACGAGAACGAAACAUGACGAGGCUGUACAUUGAGCUUGACCGUAAUUUACAAGACAGUGUUCCCACUGAAGCGACCCAAGACUUUGUCAUGAAUCAAGCUCGAAAGAUUCUGGCACCUUUCUCAGUGGAGUGGACCAGUGUUGAAUGGUUCAGUGUCUACAAAGUCGGACAGCGGGUAGCUAGCACGUUCUCGGCGGAGAACGACAGAGUCUUUAUCACUGGUGAUGCCGGUCACACUCAUUCCCCCAAAGCCGCUCAAGGUAUGAACACGUCGAUGCACGACACCUUCAACCUCGGAUGGAAACUUAACCUCGCCAUUCGCGGCCUUGCCACCCCGGACCUUUUGUCCACGUACCAGCACGAACGACGCAAGAUCGCCCAAGACCUGAUCAACUUCGACUUUGAACACGCCGCCGCCUUUGCCGAUGGCGACUCCAAGGCUCUGGCGGACAACUUUGCUACCAACGUCGGCUUCAUCUCCGGAGUCGGCGUCAAGUACGGAGCCAACGUGCUCAAUUACCCGGAGAAGCUGCCCCGUGGGGUUCUUCGCGCGGGUGAACUCAUGGCUCCCGCCCAAGUGACUCGCUAUAUCGACGCCAACCCCGUCGACGUCCAACUCGACAUCCCCAUGCUGGGCCAAUUCCGUGUGUACUUUUUCGUCCCCGACGUUCACACGGCCAAGACGUUCUUGGAUUCCGUAUGUUGCUACGUCUCCUCGACCAAUUCUGUUCUCGGUCGCGCGACAGCUGCAGCUGCCAAGUCUCAUGCGCAGCUCAACCUCCCCCCGGUCGAGUCGGACAACUUCAUCCAACCCGGGCGCUACACGGCGACGUCGCACCUUUUCACAUUCGCCACGGUGACGGGGAUGCAAAAGUCGAGUGUCGAGAUUGCGGACUUGCCUCCCCUCUUGCAGAAGAGCAGGUGGACGUUCUACAUGGACGAUCUGAAGGAUCAAAAGACUGGAAAAUCGUGCACCGAAAAGUGGCUCGGUCCCGUCGCGGCAGAUGAGAUUGCAAUCGUCAACAUCAGACCUGAUGGCUAUGUGGGCAGUGUUGGACGCUUCAACGGUAAUGGUGAUGGUGCGGAUGCUUCAGAAUGGCUAGACGCGUAUUAUGGUGGAUUCUUAAGGGCAUGA
Molecule: messenger RNA, 2033 nt
Organism: Exophiala oligosperma
Lineage: Eukaryota; Fungi; Ascomycota; Eurotiomycetes; Chaetothyriales; Herpotrichiellaceae
Exons: 6
Coding region: 120-2033 (637 amino acids)
Molecular function (GO): FAD binding
Source: RefSeq, a predicted model, not a curated record